AUGUCUGCUUUUUUGUUUUGUAUUAAGUCAGUCAUUUCGUAUGCACUAUAGCAAUUAAAAACAGGUGUAUAAAAACACCCGAGUGUUUACUAUGCUAUUAGUAUACUAACAAAUUCUCCCUUGCAGCUUCAGACUGGUAUCUAUAGACUUACAGUUCAAAUACAGCACCUGAGUAAACCAAGUAGUUCUUCUAUGCAUAGCUCACCUUCUAAACCCAGUGGGGCAUGAAGGGGAGGUAGGUGGUUCAGUGUGUGGAAGCUGCAAGCAAGUAGCCCCUUUAUUCAUUGAUUCUUUUUCUCAAAUAAUGGAGUUCAAAUCA
This is a messenger RNA of Myotis lucifugus (little brown bat), 319 nucleotides long. It is a transcript of the gene LUZP6, whose product is annotated as leucine zipper protein 6. The record is from RefSeq and is a predicted model, not a curated record. Lineage: Eukaryota; Metazoa; Chordata; Mammalia; Chiroptera; Vespertilionidae. The transcript is spliced from 2 exons.